Mandrillus leucophaeus (drill) is the source of this 1021-nucleotide messenger RNA. RefSeq names its product olfactory receptor 10J4-like. NCBI's taxonomy places the organism in Eukaryota, Metazoa, Chordata, Mammalia, Primates, Cercopithecidae. Gene Ontology annotation, biological process: G protein-coupled receptor signaling pathway. Gene Ontology annotation, molecular function: olfactory receptor activity. The record is from RefSeq and is a predicted model, not a curated record. Gene Ontology annotation, cellular component: membrane. The transcript has 2 exons. The coding region runs from base 1 to 975 and encodes 324 amino acids.
AUGGAGAAAAGAGAGAUAAACAGUGCUUUUGGGGUAAAAUCCAGGUAUAGGUAUUUGGGCCCACUCAUCUACACAGAUUAUCAUAUUAGAAUCAUUCUUCUCUUAACUCAGGCUCCUGACCUUGACCUCUUUCCAAGUGCUGCAAAUGUGUCCAUAAUAGGGGCCAUCAAGUUCAGCCACAACCUUCACACUCCCAUGUACUUUUUCCUCUGUGGCCUGUCCUUUUCAGAAACCUGUACCACUGUGGUAGUCAUGCCUCGCAUGUUGGUGGACUUGCUGUCAGAGAGCAAGACCAUUUCUCUUCCUGAGUGUGCCACACGGAUGUUUUUCUUUCUGGGCUUUGCAUCCAACAACUGUUUCAUCAUGGCCGCUAUGUCCUAUGUCUGCUACACGGCCAUCCACAACCCACUGCAGUACCACCCCCUUAUGACAAGAAAGAUCUGCUUGCAGAAGAUGAUGGCUUCUUGGAUGGUUGGCUUCCUGCUUUCUCUGUGCAUCAUCAUCACUGUAUUCAACUUGUCUUUUUGCGACUUGAACACUAUCUGGCACUAUUUCUCACCAGUGGUCUCCCUUGCUUGUAAUUACACUUCCGAUUAUGAAAUGGCUAUUUUUGUACUCUCUGCCUGUGUGUUGAUGGGGAGCUUUAUUUUAAUUAUGAUUUCCUAUGUCUUCAUUGUGUUCAUAGUCACAAAGAUGCCCUCUGCAAAGAGGAGGUUUAAGGCCUUCUCAACUUGCUCCUCCCACCUCACUGUUGUGUCCAUACACUAUGGAUUUGCUUGCUUUGUCUAUUUGAGGCCCAAGAACAGCAACUCCUUCCAUGAAGACAUGCUGACGGCCGUGACAUACACAAUACUGACGCCUCUGCUUAACCCCAUCGUGUACGGUCUGAGAAACAAAGAAAUGCAGAUAGCCCUAAGAAAAACGCUAGGCAAUGUAAUUGGGGUUUUCCCUCAGAAGACAAAAAAUGAGCCCUGACCAUUUAAAAAAAUUACAUAACCUUGAUAAAUAAAGGUGGGAAAAG